Numida meleagris (helmeted guineafowl) is the source of this 1072-nucleotide messenger RNA. RefSeq names its product vitelline membrane outer layer 1 homolog (gene VMO1). The record is from RefSeq and is a predicted model, not a curated record. The coding region runs from base 1 to 552 and encodes 183 amino acids. NCBI's taxonomy places the organism in Eukaryota, Metazoa, Chordata, Aves, Galliformes, Numididae. The transcript has 3 exons.
AUGAAGGUGAUUACGCCAGCAGCACUCAUGCUGCUCUUCGUUUACUGCACUGUGGAUACAGGGAAGCGUGAAUACACUUCUGUCAUCACUGUGCCCAAUGGAGGUCACUGGGGAAAGUGGGGCAUUCGGCAGUUUUGCCGCAGUGGCUACGCCAAUGGAUUUGCGCUGAAGGUUGAGCCCUCCCAGUUUGGCAAAGAUGACACAGCUCUGAAUGGCAUACGGCUGCGCUGCCUUGAUGGCUCAAUCAUUGAGUCCUUGGUGGGGAGGUGGGGUACCUGGACCAGCUUCCUAGUUUGCCCUACAGGGUACUUGAUCUCCUUUUCACUGAGAACAGAGAAGUCUCAAGGAGGAGGUGAUGACACAGCGGCCAACAACAUCCAGUUCAGAUGCUCAGAUGAAGCAGUGCUAGUGGGCGAUGGAUUAUCAUGGGGAAGAUUUGGCCCAUGGAGCAAAAGAUGUAAAAUAUGUGGUCUCCAGACAAAGGUAGAGCCACCACAGGGACUUCAGGAUGAUACAGCGCUCAACAAUGUGAAGUUCUUCUGCUGUAAAUGAACACUUGCCCCGUCUACAUCACUGGCUCAUACAUCCCGCAUUGCACAUCAAAUGAGACAUCAUCUAAGCUUUGCUCUAAUUUUAUACGGGGAAAUGUCUGUGACUUGCUGACUAAAUCCAACUUUUUGACCAUGGAUUGCCUCUGUAUCUGGAGGGAAGAGGUGAGAGAAAGAACCAUGAAAGAAGCAGCAGGAAGGAAAGACAAAGGAAAAAUCAUUCCAAACAGAUGAAAUGGAGGGGAGAGGCUCAUUUUAGUGGCUUAGCUUCUUGUGGGGGAAAUGGAAAUUUAGGUGGGCUCAAGAGCAGAGAAGUGCUUGUAUUUAAUUUCAUCAAGAGUUGUACGCCUUUUUUUCUCGUAGUCUUUUAGGUCAUAACUGAGAUCCUGCCUUAGGGAACAUGGUUACAAAGUGUACUUACACUUUGCAUUCGCGCAAAUCUCAGGUGCCAGACAUUGUUUCUGCCGCUCUUGUUUCUGCUUUGGAGUGUGCUCUGCUCAUUCGCGUAGCUAUUAAUGCUAAAC